Molecule: messenger RNA, 1649 nt
Organism: Elgaria multicarinata webbii
Lineage: Eukaryota; Metazoa; Chordata; Lepidosauria; Squamata; Anguidae
Gene: ALDOB
Product: aldolase, fructose-bisphosphate B
Exons: 9
Coding region: 117-1211 (364 amino acids)
Biological process (GO): glycolytic process; fructose 1,6-bisphosphate metabolic process
Cellular component (GO): cytosol
Molecular function (GO): fructose-1-phosphate aldolase activity; fructose-bisphosphate aldolase activity
Source: RefSeq, a predicted model, not a curated record
AUUACACGCCAAGGUAUAAAAUGUUUCAGCGUUGCAGAAUUCGGCCUGUUUGAUUGCAGCCACCUCUCCAACAGGAACAUCUGGCAGAGGCCGAGACAAUCUACCCAAACGCCAUCAUGACCCACCAGUUUCCAGCGCUCUCUCCCGAGCAAAAGAAAGCCCUCGCUGAGAUUGCUCAGAAGAUCGUAGCUCCAGGCAAAGGAAUCCUGGCUGCAGAUGAAUCUGUGGGUACUAUGGGUAACAGGCUGCAGCGCAUCAAAGUGGAGAACACGGAAGAGAAUCGCCGUGCCUUCCGUGAUAUCCUCUUCUCUUCAGAUGCCUCCAUCAACCAGCAGAUUGGAGGAGUAAUUUUCUUCCAUGAGACCCUCUAUCAGAAGGACAACACCGGGAAGCCCUUCCCAGCUGUCAUCAAGGACAAGGGCAUAGUGGUUGGCAUCAAGCUGGAUAAAGGCACGGCCCCGUUGGCAGGAACAAAUGCAGAAACCACCAUUCAAGGUCUGGAUGGCCUUGGUGAACGUUGUGCCCAGUAUAAGAAAGAUGGCGCUGACUUUGGCAAGUGGCGUGCCGUGCUGAAAAUCACAGAUACAACUCCUUCUACUCUUGCCAUCCAGGAGAACGCUAACACACUGGCACGUUAUGCCAGUAUCUGCCAACAGCAUGGACUAGUCCCCAUUGUGGAACCUGAGAUCUUACCUGAUGGAGACCAUGACCUCCAGCGGUGCCAGUAUGUGACAGAGAAAGUGCUGGCUGCGGUUUACAAGGCCCUGAAUGAUCACCAUGUCUACCUGGAGGGAACACUGCUGAAGCCCAACAUGGUGACCGCUGGACAUGCUUGCACGAAGAAGUACACUGCUGAAGAGGUGGCCAUGGCCACGGUUACAGCUCUCCGUCGCACAGUCCCUGCCUCUGUGCCCGGAAUCUGCUUCCUUUCUGGGGGCCAAAGUGAAGAGGAGGCUUCCAUCAACCUCAAUGCCAUCAACCUGUGCCCACUGCCUAAACCUUGGAAGCUGACUUUCUCAUACGGACGGGCCCUACAAGCUUCGGCAUUAGCUGCGUGGUGUGGCAAACCUGAGAACAAGAAGGCCGCCCAAGAGGCCUUUUGCAAACGGGCAAAGAUUAAUGGUUUAGCUAGCAAAGGCCAAUACACCACUUCUGAGAAGACCAGCACAGCAGCCACUGAGUCGCUUUUUACUGCCAGUUACACGUACUAGUUCACAAAACCAUGUAGCUAGCUUGCCCCCACCUUGAAGCUGGCAGGAAAACAAACAGAUCAUUGAACACCACAUCCAGCUAGGAAGCUGCAAAUAAAUGGAUUGGGAUAAUAGGCACCAUUGCACACUUGUAAUCCAUUGCACAACGCACCAACACAUUCCAAAGGAAUUGGACAGUUUUUAUGGACAUUGGAGAUCCUUCACUUACUGCCUUUAAUCCUCUGAUUUGGGCAGCUGGUUUUUCCCCGUAGUUGGCUUCCAUAACCAACUGGAGAGCUAUAUAACUUCAGCCCCGAUGUUGUUAUUAAUGAAUAAAACUUCCAGCUAACCUAGAACAGGCAACACAAAAUACCUUUUUCAAUCUGUGAUGUUCUCAAUCCAUAAACUGUGAAUACAGUUCCUGCCACUGUGGAAAGAAUAAAUGUGUAUGAAACGUUA